Molecule: messenger RNA, 1243 nt
Organism: Rhopalosiphum padi (bird cherry-oat aphid)
Lineage: Eukaryota; Metazoa; Arthropoda; Insecta; Hemiptera; Aphididae
Exons: 3
Coding region: 716-1201 (161 amino acids)
Source: RefSeq, a predicted model, not a curated record
GUGGUCAUAAUACCCCCCCAAUAAUUUGUUUUUAACUUUUCAGUUGGCCAUUUUACAUUUAUGAAAAUCUCAAUACUCAAUAUUGAGUACAUAAUGGCCAACUGAUAAUUAAUUGUACCUAUACGGCUACACGAUUAUGAUUUUGAUGUUGACUAGAAUUAAGCUUAUUAGUAUGCCUACUAAUAAUAUAUUCUACUAACUCUGGACUAGAAUAUUAUCAAUUACCACAGAACAAACCUAUAUUAUCUAUAGGCUAUUAUUGGAAAAAUAAGCUAUAAAUUGUUAUCAGUGCGUCAGUAAUAAUAAUAGGGAUAUAAAGUGGUGAGAGCCGAGGGAGAUUAUAAAUCCCAAUGUUAGUGGUACCAGUUGCUAUAAAUAGACAACCGAACGUGUUUGACUUGAUUUCUUCUAUGGCAUCUAAUUUGUUAUUGUUAAUUGUUAUAUGUAUGUAAUAUUGUGAUCAGUACAGCAGUCUAGCGGCAACCACUAUUAUUUACAAAAAUUAUAGGUUACGUUAUGCUUUAUUUAUUUAAUAUAAUAAUAUCGUUUAAUUUAAUGUGCGUGAUUUUUGAUUGAUGAAUACAAUUGUAUAACAGCCAUUAACAGGUAAUUAUUGUUAUAUUAUUCCGUUAAAUUUUUAUUUAAUUCACAUGGCAUAAGACAUUGUAAAAAUAUGAACUUAAAAUUAUAUACUUAAUUAGAUACCUACUUUUAAAUGUUAGAUAUGGGGAAAAGGAGAAAAGUCCAAUGUGAGUCAUGUGGAAGCAUUUUUAAUAAUGACUUUCAAAAAAAGCAUGAAAAUGCUCUUCAUGGUGGAAAACGAGUGAAAAUAAAAGUACCUGGAGCUCCUGCUAAUCCAUUUGUUGCAUCCAUGAGUUCUAAUAUGAAAUCAAAUGUAUUAGAAAAUGUUAAUUCGGAACUUGCAAGUACAACUAAUGUUCUAAUAGAUAAAAAUGAUGUGUCAACUGUUGCUAGUAUUAAUGUGAAUGACGUUAGCCACGACAUCAGCAAUGGCCAACAUAUAAACUUAUUAGAGAAUGUUAAUUCGGAACUUGCAAGUACAACUAAUGUUCUAAUAGAUAAAAAUGAUGUGUCAACUGUUGCUAGUAUUAAUGUGAAUGACGUUAGCCACGACAUCAGCAAUGGCCAACAUAUAAACUUAUUGGAGAAUGUAAGUACCAUAUUUCAUUUUAUAACAUAGAAUUUAUUAAAGAAAACUUUGAAAUUGUAGGUUAAUCUAAAA